UCUUGACCUCAUGAUCAGCCUGCCUUGGCCUCCUAAAGUGCUGGGAUUACAGGCAUGAGCCACCACACCCGGCCUAGCCACAAGAUUAUUAAUAGUUGUGAUGUUUAAUGUUUUGUGCCAACUUGCCUGCAUUAAGGGCUACCGAAAUAGUUGGGAAAACCUUAGUAUAGGAUGUGUCUGUGAGAAUGUUUAUGGAAGAUAUUAGCAUUUGAGUCUGUAGACAACGUAAAGGAGGUCUGGCCUCAUCAGUGUUAGGGGGCAACAUCCAAUGCUUUGAGAGCCAAAAUAGAACAAAAAGGCAGAGAAAGAGCAAGUUACUCUCUCCUUGUCCUGGGUCAUCCACCUUCUGCUUUCCAACAUUGAAGUUCUUGGAUCUUGGGCCUUUGGACUCUGGAAUAUACAAGAAUGACCCUCACCCAGUUCUCAGGCCUUCAGCUUCCAACCGGGAAUUUCACCAUAGGCUCCCUUGGUUUUCAGGCCUUCAGAUGCAGACUGACUACCACCCAACUUCAUGAUUUACCAGGUUGCAAAAGGCAUAUCCUGGGACUUCUUAGUCUCCAUAACUGGAUGAGCCAAUUCCCAUAAUAAAUCUCCUCUUGUACAUCUAUGUACCCUAUUUGGUUCUGUGUUUCUCUGGAGAAUCCUGACUAACACAAUGGCUUUCAGCAAUUUUCAUUUCACAACUGUUUUUCUGAGAUAAUCUCAACUCCCCUUGCAGGCACUGUCCCUGCAGUAACAGUAUCAAUGAUCAAAAUUUCCCAUCAAAGAGAUGAAAGCUAGGUGUCCCUAACCUUUAUUUUGGCAUUCUGGUGUCCCCUUUGCACAAGUGCUCUGACUGUGAACACUACAGACACUGUUCUACUUUAAAAUGACAUAUGCUAAGUGGCUCUUCUGUUUAGAAAGUUGCUACAAUCCUAAAAGAGGCAUAUCUAAGAAUAUGGAGGAAGAAAUAUUAUAUGAAUAAAACACCGUUCCUUACAGGGUUAGACACACUUACUGAUUACACAGGCAGGAGAGGCAUUUUCUGUGAGAACCAGAGACAGAAUUCCACUUUCGUCCACCUGCUUCGGUGCGAUCUAACGGAUGUUUUAUCAUUCCUGUCGUGGCUCUAUGUAAACUCUAUUUCCCUCAUUCCUUACUGAGCAUAAUGAAAUUCACAAAGCUGACUCUAACAUUCUACUCUACAUAAAUGUGUGGAGAAAGAAGGUAAUGUUUACUAGGUUCUCACCAUGGAUAGAGGCAUUUUGUAUCUGAAUGACUCUGACUACCUAGGUGACUAGUUGUACACAAUACUCUCCAAAAAUCUCUGUAUGGUACCUUAAAAAAGCAGCGAAGCUCCUCCCUGGUCCAAGGAGGCUGAAGACACCACCUCUCAGGCUUCCCCUCCACUUUUCUCCAUAGCACGGGGCCAUUCCUCCCUGAGGUCCAGGAGAAGAGCAAGCUCUGCCAGCCCAGGAAGCGGUGAGAACUACAUUACCCAGAGGCCCGUGCGCCAGGCACUUGGCGUGAAGCCAAUGAGGUCCAGGUGAGGGACUUUUCCGCUCUGCCCAACUUGUCUGGGCGGGACUUCCGGCGUCCUCCCAGUGGCGGGCACUUUGGCUUGUGUCAGUUCCAUCCGCGGGUGCCGGAUCUGGACCCAGGUGCUGACAGCGAGAAGGCGCGAGGAGAGUGGUUUUCCCAGCUGCACAGCCGGGGCCUGACGGUCGCCGGCGGUGGUGAUUGCUUUGCUAGCGUCCCCGCCCGGAUCGUCCACCGCUCCCGGCCCGCUGUGCCCGGAGUCCGAUGGCGGCGGCAAUGAGGGCCGCGACCUCGCAGGGUUUUGUAGCCUUUGAGGAUGUGGCCAUUUACUUCUCCCAGGAGGAGUGGGAGCUCCUUGAUGAGACGCAGAGGCUCCUGUACCACGAUGUGAUGCUGGAGAACUUUGCAGUUAUGGCAUCCCUAGGUUGUUGGUGUGGAGCAGAACAUGAGGGGGCACCUUCUGCAGAGAGCAUUUCUUUGGCAGAACUGUCACAGGGCAGGACUGCAAAGGCAGAUACAUCCACUGAUAAGAGUCACCCCUGUGAGAUUUGUACCCCAGUCCUGAGAGACAUUUUACAAGUGAUUGAGCUCAAAGCCUCACCCUGUGGACAGAAAUUGUACUUGGGUGGGGCAUCAGAUUUCUGGAUGAAUUCAAACCUUCAGCAGCUCCAGAAGCUUGACAAUGGAGAGAAGCUCUUUGAAAUGGGUGGGGACCAGGCCUCAUUUAUGAUGAACUACAGGUUCCAUGUGUCAGGAAAACCCUUCAUGUUUGGGGAAGUUGGGAGGGACUUUUCAGCCACCUCAGGACUUCUCCAGCUUCAGGUGACUCCCAGCAGUGAGAGACCACACAGCAGGAUUCGACACUUCAGAGUUCCCACUGGACAAAACCCUCUCAAAUACACUGAAUCCAGGAAAUCUUUUAGAGAAAACUCUGUAUUCAUUCAACACCAAAGAGCUGACUCUGGAGAAAGGCCUUACGAGUGCAGUGAAUGUGGGAAAUCCUUUAGUCAAAGUUCUGGCUUUCUUCGACACAGGAAAGCACACAACAGAACAAGCACUCAUGAAUGUAGUGAAUGUGGGAAGUCAUUUAGUCGCAAAAGUCACCUAACUCAACACCAAAGAGUUCACACUGGAGAAAGGCCUUAUGACUGCAGUGAAUGUGGCAAAUCCUUUCGCCAGAUAUCUGUCCUCAUUCAACAUCAACGAGUUCACACUGGAGAAAGGCCUUAUGAGUGCAGUGAGUGUGGGAAAUCUUUUAGCCACAGCACUAACCUCUAUCGUCACAGGAGUGCCCACACUAGCACAAGGCCUUAUGAGUGCAGUGAAUGUGGAAAAUCCUUUAGCCAUAGCACUAACCUCUUUCGACACUGGAGAGUUCACACUGGAGCAAGGCCUUAUGAGUGUAGUGAAUGUGGGAAAUCAUUUAGUUGCAAUAUCUACCUCAUUCACCACCAAAGAUUUCACACUGGAGAAAGGCCUUAUGUGUGCAGUGAAUGUGGGAAAUCAUUUGGCCAGAAAUCUGUCCUCGUUCAACACCAAAGAGUUCACACUGGAGAAAGGCCUUAUGAGUGCAGUGAAUGUGGGAAAGUUUUUAGCCAAAGUUCUGGCCUCUUUCGACACAGAAGAGCUCACACUAAAACAAAGCCUUAUGAGUGCAGUGAAUGUAAAAAAUCAUUUAGUUGCAAAACUGACCUCAUUCGGCACCAGACAGUUCACACUGGAGAAAGGCCUUAUGAGUGCAGUGUAUGUGGGAAAUUUUUUAUCCGAAAAACCCACCUCAUUCGACACCAGACCGUUCACACUAAUGAAAGGCCUUAUGAGUGCAAUGAAUGUGGGAAAUCCUAUAGCCAAAGCUCUGCCCUCCUUCAGCAUAGGAGAGUUCACACUGGAGAAAGGCCUUAUGAGUGCAGCGAAUGUGGGAAAUCUUUUACCCGCAAAAAUCACCUCAUUCAACACAAGAGAAUUCACACUGGAGAAAGGCCUUAUGAAUGCAGUGAAUGUGGGAAAUCCUUUAGCCAAAGCUCUGGCCUCUUAAGACACAGAAGAGUUCAUGUGCAGUGAAUGUGGGAAAUUAUUUUGUCACUUUUCUUUUUUUUUUUUUUUUUGAGAUGGAAUUUCGCUCUUGUCACCCUGGCUGUGAGUACAAUGGUGCAAUCUGGGCUCACUGCAACCCCCGCCUCCUGGGAUCAGGUGAUUCUCCUGCCACAGCCUCCUGAGUACCUGAGAUUACAGGCACCUGCCACCAUGCCCAGCUAAUUUUUGUAUUUUUAGUAGAAACAAGGUUUCACCAUGUUGGUCGGGCUGGUCUUGAACUCCUGACCUCAGGUGAUCCACAUGCUUCGGCCUCCCAAAGUGCUGGGAUUACAGGCGUAAGCCACCAUGCCCAGCUUGUGUUGUCACAUUUAACACAAGAUUUCCCAAAGAAGAAAGGCCUUAUAUAUUCUGUGAAUUUGUGUGUUUUUUGUUUGUUUGUUUGUUUGUUUUAAUUUGGUAUGAUGGCGCUAGCCUUUGAGAAGAGCCUUCUCCUGAUGUGACUCAUGUAGCCAAACAUCUAUGGAUUCCCCAUAAAUUUGAGGUAUGUGGGAAGCAUGUCUAGCUAUGUUGUACUCUCUAAACCUGCCCAGGGACCUUACCAGAUUCAUAUCACUGCCAGUUUCUGUGGCUGAAGCCUUUUCAUCUCUACCCCCUGGGAGACCCACAGAGUGUUCAUCAGUCACCACCCCAGCAUGCUCAGGGAGGCAGCCUUCUUCCAUUAGUUGGAGGAAAGUAUGAGUAGUCUAAGCUCUUAGGGGGAUUUCUCAUUUCCUCCUCUGGCUACAUAGUGCAUGUAACUACCCCAUUGUUGGCCCCAGGACCUGCCCUGAAUUCUGCUGGCAGCUUCCAGAGGACUGCCUUUUUUGAGGGCAUUGUUGAUCUCAGGCAAUGCUUGUGAUGAAGCGUUUUUUAGCUUCCACCACGUACCAGGAACUGCCUGUUAACUGGCUUGUGCAAUGAUAAAGGCCUUUUGUUUAAGUAC
This is a messenger RNA of Chlorocebus sabaeus (green monkey), 4534 nucleotides long. It is a transcript of the gene ZNF530, whose product is annotated as zinc finger protein 530. NCBI's taxonomy places the organism in Eukaryota, Metazoa, Chordata, Mammalia, Primates, Cercopithecidae. The record is from RefSeq and is a predicted model, not a curated record. Gene Ontology annotation, cellular component: nucleoplasm. Gene Ontology annotation, molecular function: RNA polymerase II cis-regulatory region sequence-specific DNA binding; DNA-binding transcription repressor activity, RNA polymerase II-specific. Gene Ontology annotation, biological process: regulation of immune system process; negative regulation of transcription by RNA polymerase II; regulation of cytokine production.